This is a messenger RNA of Periconia digitata, 249 nucleotides long. NCBI's taxonomy places the organism in Eukaryota, Fungi, Ascomycota, Dothideomycetes, Pleosporales, Periconiaceae. The record is from the annotation of a GenBank genome assembly.
UUUUCGCAUUUGCGUGAAUGGUAAAUGGGGUCCAAGACAGCCACUGGCUCCGGGAACGAGCUGUGGUGUUGCGCCUAACCCGUCGUCUGCAUAAGGCAUGGAUUGCGUUGAGGAUACUCGAUAUUGGGAGGGCCUGGAGUCAAAGGGGCAAUACGUAGUAGGAUCUACUAGGUUUUUGUGGUUUCUUGCGAUAGAGAAAGUGAAGGUGGUAUUCACGAGGUGGAACGGGGAAGGAUAGUCUUCUAUUAA